Plasmodium fragile is the source of this 3321-nucleotide messenger RNA. RefSeq lists its product as uncharacterized. The coding region runs from base 1 to 3321 and encodes 1106 amino acids. Gene Ontology annotation, cellular component: cytoplasm. The transcript is spliced from 6 exons. Lineage: Eukaryota; Apicomplexa; Aconoidasida; Haemosporida; Plasmodiidae. Gene Ontology annotation, biological process: tRNA N1-guanine methylation. The record is from RefSeq and is a predicted model, not a curated record.
AUGAAUAACAGUGUUGAUAUAAAAACUCUAUCCGAUGUGAAGCAAAAGGUCAAGUAUGAAAAGAGGACGCACUGCUUGGUGCUCAACAAAUACAAAGUGAAUGAGGUCCUGAAACAUAAGCAAGCGAAAAUAUGGUUCCUAAACAUCUUUCGCUUCCCUUCUGUACUGAAGAUGAGGGAGUACCAGGGGUGCCUAAUUGACGCGGCAGACUAUGACGGGGAACUCCUGCACUUUAUUCAUUCACACGUGGAGGGGUUGCAGGGGGGAGCAGAACACGUGGGUGGUAACGCCAACGGUGACGUGAACCGCAAUGUGGAUGCUGCGCUGGAAGACGCUCCGCUGGCAAACGCUCCGCUGGACGACUGCAGGCUAAUCCCGCUCAACGCGCGGUUCAACAAAGCCCUGCACGAGUUGAUGGAAGAGCAAGGGAAAAAGGUCAUGGAAGGCGUGUACAUGCACCCGGAAAAUGGGCAAGAGAGCGACUCUGCUGCGCAAUGCAACGAAGGGGAAACCCUGGAGGAACUCUUCCGCCUUAUAACCAAAGAAGGAAUCAAAAUCACAACAAUUCAGUUGCAGUUUGGGUACGACAAUAUGAAUAUGGCCGAAAUAUUGAAGAAGGUCUUUCCCUCCGAGAAUGAAGUGAUUCAUAAGUACGAAAUGAUUGGACACAUAGCUCACCUAAAUUUUUGUGAACGUUUUGAAAAUUAUAAAAAAGUAAUUGCAGAAAUUAUCCUAGACAAAAAUAAAAGCAUAAAAACAGUUAUAAACAAAAAGGAUAUUCUGCAAAAUGUGCAUAGGACAUUUAAUAUCGAAUUAUUAGCAGGAGAAAAAAAUUAUCUGACCACUUUAAAAGAAAACGAUAUUAAAAUAAAACUGAAUUAUGAAUUAAUUUAUUGGAAUUCAAAAUUAAAAAAAGAGAGAGAUCGAAUAUAUGACCUCGUUGAAAACAACUCCAUAAUUGUGGACCUCUUUGCUGGGGUUGGUAUAUUCAGUCUACACCUCAGCAAAAAAAAUUGCUUAUGUUUUUCAAACGAUAUUAAUGAGCAUGCUUAUAAUUUUAUGAACGUUAAUAUUAAAUUGAAUAAAAGGAAAAGUAUCCUCACAUAUAACAUGGAUGCUAGGGCCUUUGUCCAUAUGCUGCUUACAUUAAAUAUUUGCUCACGUGACACAUCAACGUUGAAAAUGGAGCUGAGUCAACAGAAUUGGAGAAACGUCUCGCUCGAUUUUAUAAACUCUGCGGAUCGUAGCACUGUUGAUGCGGGAAAAAGGAACAAGCGGGCAAGUGACCGGGAUGCUCCUAAGUAUGAUCCCGCCCUUCAAAAUGCCACCCAUGAAAAGAAGACGAAGCUGACCCAUGGUGAUGCAAGUGGUCACGUAGCAGAACACCCCUUCGAGUUCGCAGCCCAGCACCCUGAGGGGCAGGAGCAGAAAGUCCACCGAGACAAAAAGAACCAUGAUACGAAGAAGACAGAACAAGAUUCCCCCCCAAAUGAAACGCACCACGUGGAUAUUAAUUUAGGUCUCUACGGCGAUGUGCAUGUGCUCAUGAAUUUGCCUCAAACAGCUUUUGAAUUUUUGGAUGUCUUUCAGGAACUGUUGCAUAUGUACAGUAUUACUGGUCAAAAGGAUACCCAGGGAAAAUGCCACAGAGACCAAAUGAGGAAUGUGUUUAUACACUGCUACUUCUUCGCGAAGCCUGAGUUAUUUUAUGAAGAGGCGCAGAGAAACAUCCGGAUGCAACUGAGGGGUCUCCCGCGCGAGAUGAAGAUUACCGAGAUUAGGAAGGUCUCCCCCAGCAAGCUCAUGUACGUGGCGGAGUUCAACCUGAAGGACGUCUUUCCCCAGGACAUCCCAGUGAAUCCGCCCGCAGAGCAUCCCCCCAGAGUGAAGCAGGCAAAGGUGGGCUCAGUCACAGUUCACGUAUCAUCCGCGCAAGUGAUCCCCGGUGAAGACAUAGACAUAGAAGUAGGGCGCCGGUACGACGAGGACAGCAGCGAAAAACGCAGCAACCAGAAAAACAAAGGGGGAAAAGACAACGAGAACGUCCAGGGGGAGAAAAAAAUGAUAAAGAAGUUUGUGUAUCACAUCGUGGCAUAUAUUAUUUUUGCGCUUCAUUUAAAAUUAUACAUUGUUAAAGUUUUUUACGCAAAAUGGACAUGGGACAUGUAUCAUAUUUAUUUUUGCCUGGCCACUUUUUAUGUUAGCUUGAUCACCAUUUAUGCCAUUGCUGUUUUUUGUAAUUUGAAGAAAUUCGAUUUGAAGAAUUAUCCUGUGGAAGAAAUACAAUCAUGUAAAAAUAAUGGCAACCAGAAAAAUGUACACCCGUACACCUCCUUUGAGAGGUUGGACUUGGUCAAUAUGAAUUUCAUGAAGCUACUAUAUGGAGCCAUCUUUAUGGCCGGGUGGAAAACAGCAGCCCUACUCGUACUAGCCACGACCAACAUUUUCAUUUGUUUCGUGUUUUCAUUCUUCACGGGGAAGCACAAAGAAGACCAAGAAAACGCUAUAGUAAAAAUUUACUUAAAAGUUCUCAAGUUCAUUUGCAGAGCGUCCUUAUGGUUCUUUGGAAUUAAUGAAAUAGAAAGUCACUACCUGUGUGAUAACGACUGGCCAAAAAAUAUCGUUGCGAAUCACGUGUCUGCCCUGGACCCCUUCUAUUUUAUAAGUGAACAUGCAUGCAGUUUUGUUGCCAAGAAAUCCCUGCGCAAGGAUAUAGUGGCUGGACUUAGUGUUAUAUCUUUAAGGUGUGUAUUCGUGUACAGGGAAAAAUCAGAGGAUCGAAAAAUCGCCUUGGAAAUGAUCAAGGAAAGACAGCAGAUGGUAGAUCAGAAAAAAAAUAAUUUUCCAUCUUUUGUUAUAUUUUCUGAAGGAACCACAUCCAAUGGGAUGCAACUUAUUGAGCAGAAGAAAGGGGCCUUUUUUUCUCUCCUCCCCAUCACCCCUGUUUUGCUGGUGUACGAGUACGACUUUUUUAACCCCGCCUACGAUAUUUUGCCCUUCACCUGGUGGCUCAUCCUGAUUGUGUCCAAUUACCAAAGCAUGUCCCUCAGAACGUACUGGCUGCCCAAGGUCUACCCACCAGACAAAAAGAAAUUUCCGAACAUGACAGAGGAAGAACGCAUAAACGUUUUCCAUGACGAAGUGUCCAAAAUCAUGUUCCAAAAUAUGAAGAAGUAUAACCCUAGGGCGCCCCAAAAUAUAGACGACUAUAACGACUGGCCAGGAUCUCUACGUAUAAAAAUGGAGUUUUUUCAAGCCGCCUUGGGGAACAUAGCCACCAAGUAUAUAAUUAACGAAAAGAAUCGAAGUGAAAAAAAAUAA